Plasmopara halstedii is the source of this 801-nucleotide messenger RNA. Its product is annotated as Predicted methyltransferase. Gene Ontology annotation, cellular component: cytoplasm; nucleus. Lineage: Eukaryota; Oomycota; Peronosporomycetes; Peronosporales; Peronosporaceae. The transcript has a single exon. The record is from RefSeq and is a predicted model, not a curated record. The coding region runs from base 1 to 801 and encodes 266 amino acids.
AUGAACAGUGGCAACGAAAGCGACGAAGAGCAGUUAAGUCUGUCCGAUGCAGCUCUUAUAGCUUUACAGCAGUUUGCCCUGGAGCAAGGCAUUGCUGUAGAUAAUGAGUCAUCAGACGUGCGUUUAGACAUUCAAAAAGCGCUGGAUAUUGAGCCCAAAGAGGAUUCGUUCGAAUUUAAGUUUGGCAAGAGCAAAACACGAGAGGAUGCCGAGAUUAUUAUUCGUCUGAAUGGACUACGUCGCGAUAUUGGUCAAACACUGCAGUCUACAGGACUCACAUUAUGGCGAGCUGGAGACUUUCUAAGUGACUACAUGUACCAAAAUCGCGACCAAUUUGCCGGCAAGUCAAUCAUCGAGUUAGGCAGUGGUCUUGGUCUAAUCGGUAUCUUAGCCUCGUAUCUCACGGAUAAAAAGGUAGUAAUCACAGAUGGUGAUGACAAGACCAUUGAGUUACUUCUUGCUAAUUGUAAACUCAAUGGGGUGGAAAAUCGCGUACAAUGCCGCAAAUUAUUGUGGGACGUAGACUUGGAACAGAUCAGUGACAAGUUUGAUAUUGUCGUGGGUGCCGAUAUUAUCUACGAACAGGAACAUGUCGUUUCAUUAUUCAAGACAGCAAACUAUUUGCUCAAACGAGGGCGUUGUAGUGAGAAUUUAGAAAGUAAAGUCACGUCGGAAUUCUUGUUGGCAUAUACAAAGCGCAAUGUCUCGAUUGACUACGUUUUAGAUGUUGCUCAAAGUUUUGAUUUUGAGUGGAACGAGCCCAUUGGUGAUGAAGGUGUUUACACAUUUCGACUUAAGUGA